Molecule: messenger RNA, 3843 nt
Organism: Austrofundulus limnaeus
Lineage: Eukaryota; Metazoa; Chordata; Actinopteri; Cyprinodontiformes; Rivulidae
Gene: padi2
Product: peptidyl arginine deiminase, type II
Exons: 16
Coding region: 82-2163 (693 amino acids)
Cellular component (GO): cytoplasm; nucleus
Molecular function (GO): protein-arginine deiminase activity; calcium ion binding
Source: RefSeq, a predicted model, not a curated record
CUUUGGUCCCUCCUUUCUUACAUUAGAUACACUUCCCAUGAACACAAAAGCCACUCAAACAUCUACCUGACACGAACACACAUGUUUCAAGAAGCUGCAUCACCAAAGUACCCUAUCUCACUCCCAAGUGAGGGGCGUUGGGACCACCAGAGAACAUGUCGCAUGGACCCAGAACACCGACAAAGUGUCCUUCAUGUUGUCGGCACCUCUUUGAAGGCCAACCUGAACAGGACUGCACCACCAAACUCCAAGUUCUUCUCUGUGAAAUGCACUCCCAGCGUUCAGUACACGAUCAAGCCCCCACCACGGGAGACRUCCCACCUCUCCCCUGUCCCCCUCAGUGGAAACACCGUACUGAUCUUCAGCAUGAAACAGGCCAGCGAAUCUGAAAAUGAUAGCAAGCUGUCUGUUCGCUACUACGGAAAGGACCAAGAAGACUURGGGAGAGCAGUUAUGUACUUGACAGCUAUCGAAAUCUCUCUGGAUGUGGAUGCUGACAGAGAUGGUGUUGUGGAGAAAAACAACCCUAAUAAGGGGUCUUGGAAGUGGGGUUCUGAUGGUCACGGAGCUAUUCUUUUGGUUAACUGUGACUCUGAGACGUCCUACAACAAAAUGCCAGACACUGAGAAGGAUCGCAUCUCCAAAGUGUCAGAUCUGAAGGACAUGUCUCCAAUGGUGCUGCGGACCAAGGGUCCUGCCAAACUCCCAGAGGGCUACAAACUCACCAUGCACAUUUCUCGGGGAGAUGCGGAGAACGUCAGAGUCUUUAGACCCAGAUCCAACAAAGAGCCAACUAAUUUCCUGGAUAAUUUUUUAAGUACUUUUAUCAAGGACUAUCCACUGGUACUGAGCCGAGAGGUCCUGUCAAAGGAAGUGCCUUACCUGGGAGGUGUAGCAGAAAUGAACUUUUAUGUGGAGGGCCUCAGGUUUCCUGACAUGAACUUUGAUGGACUUGUCACCAUCAACCUCAGUCUAUUAGAGCCCAUCAAUGAAGGUCUUCCAGAGACGCCCAUUUUCUCAGACAAAGUGGUGUUCAGAGUGGCUCCGUGGAUCAUGACACCCAACACUCUGGAGCCUGUGGAAGUGUUUGUCUGCAGUACACGCGAUAACUACCAGUUCAUGAAAGGAAUAAAAGAUCUUGUUCAAAAGAGCAGACAUGAGCUGAAGGUUUGCUACGAGUACAUGAACAGAGGAGACCGCUGGAUGCAGGAUGAACUGGAAUUUGGUUACAUCGAUUCGCCCCAUCAAGGCUUUCCUGUUGUUCUAGAUUCUCCCAGAGAUGGAAAGCUGAAGGACUUCCCAUAUGAGACGCUGCUGGGUCCUGACUUUGGCUAUGUGACCAGGUUGGCUUACAAUGAAAAGGUGAGCAGUUUGGACUCGUUUGGUAACCUGGAGGUCAGCCCCCCUGUCACYGUGAAUGGGAAAGAAUACCCCCUGGGCAGAAUCAUCAUUGGAGUUGCCUUCCCAACGGCAAAUAAAGGACGAAACAUGACCAAAGUGGUUCAAGAUUUCUUGUGGGCUCAGAAGGUCCAGGAGCCCAUUGCCUUGUUUUCUGACUGGCUUUAUGUCGGCCAUGUUGAUGAAUUCAUGACUUUUGUUCCUGCACCUGACAGAAAGGGCUUUCGRCUGCUGCUGGCCAGCCCAGACGCAGGCUACAAACUGUUCCGAGGUUUAUACAACGACGGACAUGGAAAAGCCAAACUGUUUGAUGGUCUGGAAAAUCAGGAGCCAGUGACUGUGGAGCAGAUACUUGGUGAUGAAUCUCUUCGAGCUGAAAAUAACUACGUACAGAGCUGCAUUGACUGGAACAGAGAUGUCCUGAAGAGAGAGCUGGGCCUGGAUGAUGAUGACAUCAUUGACCUGCCSAUCCUUUUCAAGAUGGAACUGGAUAACCGAGAAUUCAGAGCAGUGGCUUACUACCCUGACAUGGUCAACAUGAUCGUYUUGGGGAAAAACCUCGGCGUCCCAAAGCCGUUUGGCCCCAGAGUGAAUGGACGCUGUGCCCUCGAGGCCGAGAUGUGCUCCCUGAUGGGGGGUCUGGGUCUCCAGUGCACGUUCAUCGACGACUUCGCCUCCUACCACAAACUCCUGGGAGAGGUGCACUGUGGCUCCAACGUGCGGCGGAAACCGUUCGACUUCAAGUGGUGGAACCUGAAGCUGUGAAUUUCCCUUCUGGUUGUUUUCGUGUUGCUAACGGGAGAGAGGUCAUCAGCAAGCCCAUGUAUGAGAACAUGCAAACUGGGCCGGGGAGGCAAUGCUGAGAGGCGACAUGUCUUAUCACUGCUGAACUGUGUCAAACAACAGGGAACUAACAUGGUUUUCAUCUGAAUUAUUUCUAAUUAUUAGAAAAUACGGGUCCCAAAAACAUGAGCUUCAUAUUCAUCUUUAUUAAACAUUUGUUUCAUUUACAAAAAAAAAAAGAUGAAAAGCAAUAUUUACAAACAAGCCUUACAAACUAAGACUUAAGCAAACARCUAACUAGGACAAAAAUACAAUCAUUUGAAUUGAGAACACAGAUGUUUUCCUCAGUGCAGAUUGAAAGAACCACAAAGCAAUGUGCAGUAAUGACAUCACRCCACAAGGGGGCAGACUUUAUCUACUCCAACAUUUGCAAGCUCAAAUAGUCUUUCUGAGGACUGCAGUGCUGUUUAUUUAAUAUGACUGCCAAUUUUUCUGUUCCUAAAACAGUUUAAUGGAAGAAUUGUACACUGUAGGUUGUUUUAUGUUUGUUUCUGUGUCCUUUUUAACCUUUUAAGUGCCAAUUCUGUCACCAUUAACCACUUAAUAAAUAUGUUUUUUUUAAUCAAACAGCAUAAAUAAAACAACUGUUCUUUCUUUUCUAAUAAAAAUUAAAUACAAUUAUUCUCUAUUUAGAUUUACAUUCAAGCCAUUUGGCAGCACAGUGCCUUUAAAUAUGCCCUUCCCUCUAAAGCUGCUCCAGUGACACCAUCAUAAAGGCAAUGUCCAGAUGAGUCACAGUGUAAUUCAUUUUCAGGGGAAAAAAAAAUAAAUUAAAAUCAGUCUCCUCCAAAAGGAUAUUUCAGAAUAUGUAGUGCUUACAGUAGGUCAUACAUUUAUAUUUAUAUUACAUUUUACAAAAAACAAACUGACAUUUGGCUCUCUAUCAGCGAUGUGCACUGCAUAUGGAGAUGGCUGGUUUUCAAUAAAAAUAAAAAACAGAAAUCACUCAAACACUUCCAUGUGAAGCAGUGCAUCAGUGCGCAGAAAAAAAGCAGCUUUACGUCACGGACAGAGCUGCUGAACACAGGUGGUGUGGAACAAAGGGCGUUUGGAGACUAAACAGCAGUACCUUCAUGUGUCACCAGUUAUUACUAUAACCCAGUCAUAUAGUUGACCCUGUCACCCACACACAAGAUGGGUGAGACAAGUUUUCAGAGCCACCGGCAGCAGCGUUAAACAUUUUGCAGAAAACAGGACAAACUUGCCAAAAAUAAGUUGCACAGCAGAAUAGCCUUUUAAUAAAACACAGAAGGUGGCAGCCACUCACUUGGUAYGUCAAAGUUAAAACUAUGUACAGUGUCACAGUGAGAUGUGUAUUUAAUAAAAAAACAAAGAAAAAAACAUAUUUCUUGUAGUACUCUGUAAAAGCUGAAAAUUUGUUUCAUCAGUCUGUAUUUUCUCUCUCUCAGGCGUAAAAAUCCUCGUUCAAAUCCCGAGCUUUGAAAAAACGACUCACGGCGGCGUCCUGUCGAACGAGCAGGUGAACUGUUUCACUGCUACCAAACGUCAGCCAUGUUUGAUGCCGCGUGGAUGCGGAGGUCCAUUUUCUUUCGACACGAGGACCCCAGGAUUUCCACGCAGUGAAUGAAAAAAAAAAAAAAA